UAUGAUGAAAUUACUGGUGCUGUUUUCAAUGAACUAGGUGGAGUUUUUUUUGUUUAUGGAUUUGGAGGUACAGGAAAAACGUUUAUUUGGAAAACACUUUCAGCUGCUAUUAGAUCUAGAGGAGAUAUAGUUCUUAACGUGGCUUCCAGUGGAAUCGCUUCAUUGCUGUUGGAAGGUGGUAGGACUGCGCAUUCAAGGUUUGCCAUACCACUUACCCCCGAUGAGUAUUCAGUGUGCAAAAUACCUAAGAAGUCUGACCUUGCAGAUCUAAUAAGGAAAGCUAAACUUAUUAUAUGGGAUGAAGCACCUAUGAUGAGCAAGUGGUGUUUUGAAUCUCUAGACAAAAGUUUCUGUGAUAUAAUUGGUAAUAUAGAUAGCAAAGUGUUUGGUGGAAAGGUUGUUGUUUUUGGAGGUGAUUUUAGACAAGUUCUUCCUGUAAUCACUGGUGCUGGCAGAGCUGAAAUUGUCAUGGCAGCCCUAAAUGCUUCUUAUCUUUGGGAUCACUGUAAGGUACUAAAGCUCACUAAGAACAUGCGGCUACUAAAAAACGAUUUGAGUGUAGAAGAAGCUAAAGACAUUAAAGAAUUCUCAGAUUGGCUUUUAGCUGUUGGUGAUGGUAGAAUUUCAGAGCCAAAUGACGGUGAGGCUCUAAUUGAUAUACCUGAAGAACUGCUAAUUACUGAAGCAGAUAAUCCCAUUGAAUCCAUUACUCUAGAGAUUUAUGGAGAUCCAGCAAAGCUAAAAGAAAAGGAUGCUAAGUUCUUCCAAAAGAGAGCCAUUCUAGCACCAACAAAUGAAGAUGUCAACACAAUCAACCAGUAUUUGUUGGAGAAGUUGGAUGGCGAUGCAAUGUUAUUUCUCAGUGCUGAUAGUAUAGAUCCUGAAGACUCCGAUUCACUUAGAAAUCCUGUCAUCACACCAGAUUUUUUAAACAGUAUCAGGUUAUCAGGUUUGCCUCACCAUGCGUUAAGUUUAAAGAUUGGUGCUCCAAUCAUGCUGCUUCGGAAUAUUGAUCCUAAAGGAGGUCUAUGCAAUGGUACUAGGCUUCAAGUUACUCAGAUGAGCCCGCGUGUUCUUCAAGCAAAAGUCAUAACAGGAGACAGAAUUGGUGAUAUUGUUUUGAUUCCAUUAAUCGUCAUUACACCGUCAGAUACAAAACUACCUUUCCGGAUGCGUAGAAGACAGUUCCCAGUAUCACUGGCUUUUGCUAUGACCAUUAACAAGAGUCAGGGUCAAUCUCUAGAAAGAGUUGGACUCUAUUUGCCUAAGCCAGUGUUUUCUCAUGGCCAACUCUAUGUCGCUUUAUCUAGGGUUACUUCUAAAAAAGGUUUGAAAAUUCUUAUCCUGGACAAAGAAGGUAAGAUUCAAAAGCAAACAACAAACGUUGUUUUCAAAGAGGUUUUCCAGAAUAUCGAUUGAUAAUUCUGCGGCAAUGAAAUUUCAAACAGGAUUAUCAUAAAAGGUAUGUUUACUUUACCUUGGGAUCAAUAUGUUUGCUUUAUGGUUAGCAAAACCCACACUUAUUUGGACUUAUAUUUCACUUGCAAUCUAUUUACCAUUUUCUAACAUAUUGAUUAUCAUCAAAUUGAGAGAAUAAAGGUUUUAAGUCUAUGAUUAAGAAAGUAGGAGCUAAUUGUUACGAUUUGUUUUACUUCCUUAAACUCUCAGAUUUUGUGUUGUUCAGUGUCAACAGUUAUAUAUAUCUAAUUAACAUGCAUCAACAAACAACCAUUAAGUAACAAUUAUAGAAUUUCCUCUUCAAUCUACUUAACAUUUCAUAAACUUCUAUAUGCAAAACGGAACUAAGUUAACUACCAAUUACAUCAUACUGAAAACUAACCUCAAUAUAUUGUUAGAACAUAUCGCAGCUUCUCUUGAGCAAUGA
This is a messenger RNA of Arabidopsis lyrata subsp. lyrata, 1885 nucleotides long. Its product is annotated as ATP-dependent DNA helicase PIF1-like. Gene Ontology annotation, molecular function: DNA helicase activity. Lineage: Eukaryota; Viridiplantae; Streptophyta; Magnoliopsida; Brassicales; Brassicaceae. The record is from RefSeq and is a predicted model, not a curated record. The coding region runs from base 310 to 1419 and encodes 369 amino acids. Gene Ontology annotation, biological process: DNA repair; telomere maintenance. The transcript is spliced from 2 exons.